UCGCCUGUAGGCGAAACGUGCCCAUCGCGUGGAGCAUCGACAUCUGGUGUUGCUGGUACAGGAGGAAUGCCAGCUCCAGAUGAUCGUGGCCGAUCAUCGGCUCAUUAUAAAUUACACGGUCGUGGAGUUUCACAACGAACCCUAUCACCUGCUCAUCCACAUGCAGCGCCAUGUGCCUUGGAUGACAUGCUUCGACCGGCUAAAUUCGAUUAUAUUCUCGGAUCACAAUAUUUAAUCGAUCGACAAACACAAGAAAUGCACGCAUGGAACCCUGACGAUCGAUCGCUAAACAUAUUCGUAAAAGAUGAUGACUGCUUCACAUUUCAUCGACAUCCAGUGGCCCAAAGCACAGAUUGUAUACGAGGAAAGAUGGGUUAUUCAACCGGAUUCCAUGUGUGGCAAUUGGAAUGGCCACAACGUCAACGUGGAACACAUGCAGUAGUGGGAGUGGCAACAAAGGCGGCCGCACUUCAUGCAAUGGGUUAUACGUCAUUGAUAGGAACAAAUACAGAAAGUUAUGGUUGGGAUCUAACUCGAGGUGAAUGCCAUCACGAUUCCAAAAACUGCAGCCCAUGGCAGUAUCCGACAGGCGUUCCUAUGCGGCCCGACUAUACUCCCAUUCCUGAUAAGUUCUACUGCAUUCUGGACAUGGAUGAUGGAUAUAUGGCAUUUGCGACCGACCAACACUAUCUGGGCGUUGCAUUCCGUAAUCUUCAAGGAAAGACGUUGUACCCGAUCGUAUCGGCCGUAUGGGGACAUUGCGAGAUCACUAUGAAAUAUCUUGGAGGCAUAGAACCUGCUCCCCGACCGUUGAUGGACAUCUGCCGACGGGCGAUUCGUGUCGAGAUGGGACGUCAUCGACUGCAUCGAGUUGAUGAGCUACGACUACCACCGCCAUUGAAGCGUUUCAUACUGUAUCGGAAAUAG
Molecule: messenger RNA, 927 nt
Organism: Haemonchus placei
Lineage: Eukaryota; Metazoa; Nematoda; Chromadorea; Rhabditida; Trichostrongylidae
Source: the annotation of a GenBank genome assembly